AUGAGGCUCACAUUGUGUACAAUAUUUUUGAUUGUUUCUCUUCACGGUUCUUUUGCACCUCCGGUAACCCAAGACAAAGCAAAAGAUGACAGUGAAAUCAAAGACGACUUGGAAGAUUAUAUGGAGUAUCAUCGUUACCUCAAAGAAGUGGUCCAAGCCCUCGAAAGUGAUCCAGACUUUCGUGAAAGACUAGAAAAAGCUGAUGAAGAGGAUGUUAGGACUGGCAAAAUUGCUGAACACCUUGACUUUGUCAAUCAUAAUGUUAGGACCAAACUAGACGAAAUUAAACGGAGGGAGUUGGACCGACUACGUCAUUUAGCUACUAAGCAAUUUGAAAUUACUAAUAACCUUGAACACGAAGGGAAAGUGCCGACAAGUGAUCAUUUAGAUCACCACAAUCCACAAACAUUUGAAAUUGAGGAUCUCAAAAAACUUAUAAAGAAAACAACUGAGGACUUAGAAGCGGCGGACAAACAGAGAAAGGAACAAUUUAAGGAAUAUGAAAUGCAAAAGGAAUUUGACAAACAUAAGAAAUUGGAAGGUAUGGAUGAAACACAAAAAAAAGAAUAUAUGGAUAAACUAAAGACUGAAGAAGAUGCUAAGAAACACCACAAACCGAUCCACCAUCCGGGAUCCAAACAGCAAUUAGAGGAAGUAUGGGAGAAACAAGACCAUAUGGACCAACAAUUUGACCCUAAAGCAUUCUUCAUGAUGCACGGUGAGUUAUUAAUUAUAUGUUGUCUGUGGCAGCUUCACCAUCCAGUGACGAGAGGUCAAUUGUUAGAAUUGUGGAAAAACGAAAAAAUGGACAAAGAUUUCGACCCCAAAGUGUUUUUCAUGAUGCAUGAUGUUGACGGUAAUGGCGUAUGGGACGCGGACGAGGUAAAAGCUUUAUUUAUCAAGGAGUUAGACAAAUUGUAUGGACCUGGAGGUCCCAACAAGGAUUUGCAUGAGAGAGCCGAGGAAAUGGAAAGGAUGAGGGAACAUGUGUUUAAAGAAAAUGACAAAAAUCACGACGGUUUGAUUGACUUCCACGAAUUUAUGACUGAGACCCAACGCGCUGAGUUUAACCAAGAUGACGGCUGGAAAUCCAUUGAUGAGAAUCAAAUUUAUACACAACAAGAGUAUACUGAAUAUGAACGCAGGCGUUUGGAGGAGUUACAUUAUCUUCAGCAACGUGGCCUGGUUGACGCCCACGGUCGUCCAGUUCCGGGUGCAGAACACCAAUUACAUCAAUACCAGCAACAGGUGUAUCAACAACAGCAACAGGCGUAUCAUCAACAACAACAGGCGUAUCAACAAAAUCAACAUUACCAAGGACAGAUGCCGCCUCAAGGACAGAUGCCACCACAAGGUUAUAUGCCACCUCAAGGACAGAUGUCACCUCAGGGUCAUAUGCCGCCUCAGGGACAGAUGCCAAAUCAAGGACAGAUGCCACCUCAGGCACAAAUGCCAAAUCAAGGACAGAUGCCACCUCAAGGACAGAUGCCACCUCAGGGUCACAUGCCGCCACAGGGACAGAUGCCACCCCAGGGACAGAUACCAGCUCAGGGACAGAUACCAGCUCAGGGACAGAUGCCAAAUCAAGGACAAAUUACACAAGGACAGGGACAGAUGCCACCCCAAAUGCCUCCACAAGGACAGGUGCCCCCUCAAGGACAAAUGACACAAGGACAGGCGCCACCACAAGGGCAGAUUCCUCAGGGACAGAUACCCCAAGCUCAAAUGACUCAAGGGCAAUCCCAACCACAGGGACAAGCCCAAGUUCCACAAGGUCAAGCUCAAGUCUCAUCUGGAAACCACUAG
Molecule: messenger RNA, 1806 nt
Organism: Pieris macdunnoughi
Lineage: Eukaryota; Metazoa; Arthropoda; Insecta; Lepidoptera; Pieridae
Source: the annotation of a GenBank genome assembly